UGGUAGCGGUACGUACGUGAGUUUAUGUCAAACCAAAGGGGAGAGCCGCCUCGGCUGUUGUGUGAUGUGUGUAUGUGCUUAUUUAUGAAACUUCAUCAGAAUUAAUGUAUUAAAGGCUCAACGGAAGCACGAAAGGUAACUUGGGUAAAAAAAUUCAGAAGCCCAACCCCCCUUUCAUUGGCAUCGGCAAGAUCUUGUCAUCAUGGUUGCAACAAGCACACUGAAGACCAAAAACGCCGACUGUAUAUCAGAACUGACCGAGCGAAGAUAUGACCAGGCCUGCAUUGAGAAAGAACUGGAUUUCUGGGAUCACUGCUUGGCUGAGCCUCUGUCGAACGUAGAUGUGAGCGAGGACCGGGCAUGUCAGCAGCUGGCUAAGAUGUUUGAAAACUGCCUGUCCCGCGCCAAGAAGACCACGCUGCACUGCUCCUCUGUGCUGGUUCCAGAGAAGCUGACGCGGCGGAUAGCCCGGGACGUGUUGCGGAUGGCGUCCGGCGAGCCCUGCGGUCUGCGCGGCUGUGUCCUCUAUGUGCACCUGGAGCAGGAGAAAGGGUGCAAGCAGCUGGAGCGCAUCAUCUACGACCCCACCGUGGUGCCCACUUUCGAGCUGACGUUGGUGUUUAAGCAGGAUCCAAGUGCCUGGCCCAGCCUCCGGGACUUUCUGUUCAUAGGUACCUGCUUUGCACCGGGCUUCAGGCACGUGCUCAAACUCAGUCCGGGCUUCCGGCUGGUGAAGAAAAAACUGUACUCUUCCUCCUCGGCUGGUACCGUUGUAGAGGAGUGCUGAGAUGGAAUCUUUUGGG
Molecule: messenger RNA, 803 nt
Organism: Lampris incognitus (smalleye Pacific opah)
Lineage: Eukaryota; Metazoa; Chordata; Actinopteri; Lampriformes; Lampridae
Product: DNA damage-inducible transcript 4-like protein
Exons: 3
Coding region: 203-787 (194 amino acids)
Biological process (GO): negative regulation of signal transduction
Cellular component (GO): cytoplasm
Source: RefSeq, a predicted model, not a curated record